AUGGGAUCUCGGAUACUGGCACGAGUGGCGGAGGGUAAGCAGAUGGACCUCAGUGCGCUGAAACAGGAGAUCCAGGACGAUGCCGGGCUGCUGAGCAACUGGAGGAAGGCGCAGCUACUGGGCGAGAAGAGAUCUCGGGAGGAGGUCUUCAAGAAUUUGGUCUCCAACUGCUCCACUUAUUUCGGCUACUCCGAAGAACUUGCUGAAUAUUUUCUACAGAUGUUUAGUCCUGAGACCGCCGUGAAGUUUUUCGAGGCAAACGAACAACAACGACCCUUGACUCUCAGGACAAACACGUUGAAGGCUCGACGUAGUUCACUCAUGCAAGCGCUCACUCAGCGGAAGGUGCAGGUGGAUCCCAUUGGAAGUUGGACAAAGGUGGGACUGAAGGUCUACCAGUCGCAAGUGCCGGUGGGCGCCACACCUGAGUAUUUAGGAGGUCACUACAUGAUCCAGACGAGGCGAGCCAAGAUCGAAGGUUUGAGAUCUGGAGACAAUGUGAGAGAAGGUAAAGACGAGAUGAAAAAGGCCUCGUAUACUGGUGGCACCAUCGGCAUGUUGAAGGGCCCAGAUGGAAGCCUUCGACCUGAACCGGGCGCACUGCGACAGCGCCUGCAGAAGUUGGAGGAGUUGAAUCAGGACUUAUUCCCACAGUGUUAUAUGGAGGAGUUUGAUCCCAUUCUGGACUCUGCAGACAUGUGUCCAGAGGAUUGGUGUACGAUUGCCAGUUGUAUUGAACGCCACUACUACGACUUCGAUGGCUUUGUCGUUUUGCAUGGGACUGACACCAUGGCCUACACUGCUUCUGCGUUGAGCUUCAUGCUCGAGCAGCUGGCGAAGCCCGUGAUCUUAACAGGAUCACAGCUGCCUCUUGAAGAGCCUCUCACAGAUGCUCGCUCCAACGUCCUGCGGGCGGUGAUUUUUGCUGGUCGGGCAGAUCUGUCGGAAGUUUGCAUUUUCUUUAGCAGCAAGCUCUAUCGUGGCAAUCGUUCCAAAAAGUUGGAUGCCAGUUCCUUGACGCCUUUCGAUUCACCCAAUUUCCCUGAACUUGCGGUCGUUGGUACAGAGGUGAAAAUUCACAGCCGUUUGCUUUGCAACCCACCCAAGGGCCGCUUUCGUGUCCACAUGAUCAACGUGACAGACAUUGUCGUGAUCUAUGUGGUCCCAGGCUUUGCUGAUAGCAUCUUUGACUCUGUGGUUAAUUCGGGCAAAGUCAAAGGUGUGGUUUUGCUUCUUUACGGUUGUGGCAACGCGCCAGCUCGAAAGUCAGCAUUCUUGGAAGCAUGCGGCAAGCUGGUCCAGGCUGGCAUCAUUGUGGUGGCCUGUUCCCAGUGUACCCGUGGAAGUGUGGACAUCGACAAGUAUGCCGUCGGCCGCGCGUUCGCCGAGAAGGGGGUCAUUGCAGGGCAUGACAUGACAGCUGAAGCGACUGUCACCAAACUUGCCUACCUCCUCUCCAAGGAGCUGUCGCCUGCUGAUUGCAAGAAGGCUUCCAUGGAGCUGUUCCAGAUCUGUGUGAUGCGGGAAGCCAUGGCCCAUGGUCGGUACACAAAUCUGUACAAGCGGCAAGACUACGCCCCCUUGGCAGCAAAAAUGCCAUGUCCGCAGUGUCAGUUCAGGUACAUUGGACAACUAAUGCGGAACUCUGGGACCCUUUUCGCCAACGAUUUGCGGAAAGACCGGUGUAAGGCAUUGGUGGCGAAUGUGCAUCGAUUGGGUUUGACCAAUGUCGUGGUGACCAACUUGGAUGGCAAGAAGCUGUCGAAGAUGCUACCUCGACUGGAUCGGGUUCUCUUGGAUGCACCUUGUACAGGCAGUGGAAUCAUCGCCAGAGACCCUUCUGUGAAGGUGAAACGUGGCCAGAAGGACUUUGAGGGCCACAGCCGUUUGCAGAAAGAGUUGCUGACGGCGGCCAUUGACAUGGUGGAUGCAGGCUCCAAAACUGGUGGCUACAUCGUGUACUCCACCUGCUCAGUGGCUGUCGAAGAGAAUGAGGCUGUGGUGGACCAUGCCUUGAAGACACGGAAUGUGGAGCUGGUCUCCUUCACCAGUGCUGUCAACUUUGGCGUGGAAGGGCUGAGCAAGUAUCGCGAGCGACGCUUCCAUCCUUCGCUGAACCUGUCGCGUCGCUACUACCCGCACGUGCACAACAUGGAUGGAUUCUUCGUGGCUAAACUAAAGAAAACUUCCAACAAAGUGCCAGAAAGAAUCAAGAAGGAUCGAUCCAAAGUGGAAGACAAAGUGUGGGGCGAGGAGCAUUGGACCUCCGACUUCAUGGAUUCGGUGGUGGAUUUCGAGGAGACCAAUGGCGACUCCACAGCCAAGAAGAAAAAGAAAAUGAACGCCCGUGACAGAAAGAAGCAAAGGCGUGAUGAGCUCUUGAAAGCUCGGGGCUACGAGCAGAAGUAUCCACCAAAGCCGGCGGACUCCGAAGCCAAGGAAGAGAACAAAGAGCCUGCCGCUGCUGCCAAAGGCAAAAAGGCCAAGGUGCUCAAACUAAGUAAGCGGCAUUUCAUGGAUCAGUGCAUUGUUCAAGCCCAAGCGAACCAGGCUGUGAAGAACUGGUUACUACAUUUGUUGUAA
Messenger RNA from Cladocopium goreaui, 2583 nucleotides. Lineage: Eukaryota; Dinophyceae; Suessiales; Symbiodiniaceae. The record is from the annotation of a GenBank genome assembly.